GCUCCCGCAGCCGGAAAGAGGAAGCGCGGAAAUCGUAAACAUGUCUUGUUAGUGUGAACAUGGUAGCGGGUUGUUGAAAACUCUGCUGACUCUCCUUUCCUCUCUUUUAACCCCUGGCAGCUGCGAGUAGAAGCAAAAAGCGGCUAACGACGCCCCUUAUCCAGAGUCUCUAGCUCUUUUUUAACUUUUUAAUUCGCACUUCAGACCACCGACGCAGGACAAAGUAUUAAUUUCUCUGCCCUGCUUGGCUUCAGACAGCGCCGGGCGGAGCUGCCCAGUCCAACAAAACCCGACUUAUCUCAUCGUUUUUCUGCCAUAUUCACCGCCGGUAACCUGCAUUUAUGGGCUGUAGCGUUUUGGCUUAGUUAGCCCAGCCACUCGUUAAUUUCAACCCCGCGAAGCUGGUGGGAAAUUCAGCAGCGACGCCGUUUCCCCCUGGUUCUCCACCCUGGCGGUUCCUUGCUUCGAUGGCGUUUACCUCCCAAAGCAAGAAAAUCAGUUCCUGCAUCAUGUUUUGGAUGAUCUGGAAACAUACAAACAGAAAAGAACCCCUAAAACCGUGCUCCUGUUCCCCCCCUUACCCAGCAGACUGCGAUACCUGAUCCACAGGACGGUGGAAGACAUGCCAGACCUCACUACCUUCUCUGUAGGGGAGAGCUGGUGCCGUAGGGUGGUGGUCUGCCCUUUUGAGCUCAGGGCCGACUCCGAAGGACACAGUGACGUGGAGAGCGGCGGCGGCCCCUCCGAGGGGCCCCCAGGCAGCAGCGCGGCGACGGAACCCGACGUCAAGGCGAAGCCUUCGACCGCGGCACAAAGCCGGACGCCUAAAAGGCCGGACAAGCCCCUCUACACGCCGCGGGCCGCCCGUCAGAGAGUGUCUCUGCAAAACCCCCAAGGCUCCCCCGCUAACAAGGGCCCGGAAAGUUCUGCUCAGUGUAGCAGCGUCUCUGUUGGCGGUCCUCCUGACCCUAAAGCCACACACCGCACAGAUGACUCCGCCUCCUCCGCACAGGAACCCUGCGGCGCCGACGGCGUAACCAGCGAGCCUGAUGGCGAUUCAGAGCUCUGUACCCAGGAAAGAACUGGGCAUUCAGCGCCGGGGCGGCACGACGGCGACACCCCCGCCUGGGACCGGACCCGGUCGUCCUUCGCAGAGAUGAAGCUGGAGGAGGCGAAGGGAGACGACUCCAGCGGUGUCCGGACCGAAGACACCGACACAGAUGAUGUAACUGAACUGAUUACGACGCAUCUCAAAGAGACAGACGUCUCUGUCGAGCUUGCUCACAACGACUUCUCCAUCUACGAGAACGUGUUUCUUAACUCGGACGACUUCAGCCACGUCAUUGAGAUCUACGACUUCCCGGCUGUGCUCAAGACGGACGACCUUCUUGAUGCCUUCACAGAAUAUAGUGACGGUGGGAUGAAGAUCAAGUGGGUGGACAACACGCACGCUCUGGGUGUCUUCUCCAGCGAGGCGGCAGCGCUCCACGCCCUCUCUAUCUGCCACCCACUGCUGAAAACCCGAGCUCUUUCUGAGGGGAGUAAAAAAGCCCAGGGGAAGGCCGUCAGAAGGGCAGAAUUUCUGCAGCCCGUCAAGGAGCGUCCGAGGACGGACUGCGCAGUGGCCAAACGGAUGGUGACCAGAGCUUUAGGCAUUCAGGGACGAGGCCGACUGCACAGGUACUGAGCUGGACCGGACCCGUCUCUACUCCAACGCGACAGAAGAGCCUCCGGCGAGCUGCAGCUGGUCUGGGAGCAGCAACAAAAUGUCUCUGUAGCUCCUGUUCACUAUUAAGGCCUCAGCGGUGAAUAAAUUAGGAUGAAAUUUAUAUUUUUUAGGUCAUUUUAGAUAGUUUCUAAAGUGGUUCUGAAGAACAUUUUAUUGCACGUUGGUUUGACGUCUAGUUUCCUGGCUUUAUUCAAGACGUGUUUUGUUUCCAUCUCUUACCCACAGGAAAGAGGGCUGGUUGCACAUAUUGGAAGUGUUGAUUUUGUUUUUAACGUAUUAAACUUCUCCACCGUUAGUUAAAUAUUCUACAUUCAGCAAUGUUUGAUGCUUUAUGUUAAAACUGUUCAUUAAACAAAGAUUUGACAUUGUU
Fundulus heteroclitus (mummichog) is the source of this 2099-nucleotide messenger RNA. It is a transcript of the gene r3hcc1, whose product is annotated as R3H domain and coiled-coil containing 1. The transcript is spliced from 8 exons. The record is from RefSeq and is a predicted model, not a curated record. Lineage: Eukaryota; Metazoa; Chordata; Actinopteri; Cyprinodontiformes; Fundulidae. Gene Ontology annotation, molecular function: nucleic acid binding. Bases 623 to 1687 code for a protein of 354 amino acids.